UUAGGAGAUAAUUACACUUCUGGCAGUACAUUUCAAACUAAUCUCAAUCUUCUUCUUCCUUCACUAUCCUCUGCCAACAAUUCAAUUACCAUAAAAAAACGGAUACUCUAACGCUACUGUUGGCCAGACAUCAGAUACUGUUUACAGGUCAUUUCAGUGUAGAUGUGAUGUUUCAUUAGAAGAAUGCCAAGGUUGUGUUAGAAUCGGUGUUGAAGAGAUAGUAAAUUAUAGGUGUCCAAUUUCUAAACAAGCAAUUAUCUGGUAUGAUACAUGUAUGCUGAGGUAUUCAAAUGAGUAUUACUUUAAUAUAAUGCAAGACGAACAACAAUUUUAUUUAUCGAAUGUUAAUACUGUUUCUGAUCCAGACAAGUUUACACAAGCUGUAAGUGAUUCUUUGAAACGUUUAGCAGGAGAAUUAAUUGUGUUUAAUGAUGAUUCUACUUCUAUCAAAUUUGCUACUGGAGAUUUAAAUAUUAACCAAUCCACAAAAGUAUAUGGAAUCGUACAGUGUAAGGACGAUAUAAUAAGUUUAAGUAGUUGCAAUAGAUGUCUUCUGGGAGCUAUAGAUGAUCAGUUACCAAAUUGUUGUGAUGGAAAAGAAGGUGGAAGAGUUCUUAGACCUAGCUGUAAUUUUAGAUAUGAAUCAGCUCUUUUCUAUAAUUCUACAGUUACUGCUUCACCACCUCCUCUUGUAUCACCACCACCGUCAACGAUUACAAAUACACCCAACUCAAAUGGGAAUUAUUACUCAUCCAAACUUACUAUCAGUAUAGCUGUUCCAUCGGCUAUCGCUGGACUUUUCGCCAUUGCCUUUUGUUUUUUUUGUUUCCGGAGGAAGAAAACAAAGAGAAAUAAGCACAACUAUGUGGACAAUGAGAUUCCAAGUACAGAAUCUUUACAGUUCAACUUCAGUACAAUAAUUGCUGCAACAGACAAUUUCACUGAAGCAAACAAACCGGGAGAAGGCGGAUUUGGCUCUGUUUACAAGGGGGACACUUCCAGACGGGCGAGAAAUAGCCGUGAAGAGGCUGUCGAAAUAUUCUGGUCAAGGUGACCAAGAGUUCAAGAAUGAAGUUUCAUUAGUAGCUAAACUUCAACACAGAAAUCUUGUGCAGCUUGUUGGUUUCAGCUUAGCUGGUGAAGAAAAACUACUCAUCUAUGAAUUCAUGCCAAAUGCAAGCCUUGACCAAUUUUUAUUCGAUCCGAUUAAAUGCACACAACUGGAUUGGAAAAGAAGCUACAGGAUAAUAGGAGGGAUAGCAAGAGGACUUGUCUAUCUCCAUGAGGAGUCUCGACUUAAAAUCAUCCAUCGGGAUCUCAAAGCUAGCAAUAUAUUAUUAGACAUGGACAUGAAUCCUAAAAUUUCAGAUUUCGGCAUGGCCAAACUCAAGAGCGUACAAGCAAAAUAGCUGGAACGUAUGGCUACAUGGUUCCAGAGUAUAUAAUGCAUGGUCAUUUCUCAGUGAACAGAAGAACUGCAGUUUUCAUCAAUCAGACAUUGUUCAAGACCUUCUAAGCUAUGUCAAUACGCGGUUAUAUUCGUCCUGUCAAUCAUGUUGUUCCACUCUCAGAUUUGGGUGAACGGAGUGACGUUCACCUUCAUGCGCAUAUCGAUCAUCCCUUUGAUGUCGCUCCAUGCGAUGAUCAUCGCGCUCUCCCUGCAUGUUAUCGCCCACGUGAAUGUGGUCCACAAAGUUUGAUCGGCUUCGCCUUGAUGUACUUCUACUAGUUCUCGAUCUUGAAGUCAUACGUGUCGCCCUGGAUGCGGUUCCGGAUCUAUGUUCUUGCAUUAUGAUAAUUUCUUCUCUUAAUUCAUCAUUUUGACGCGUCAAAUUCGCUCUCGCUUCUUAUCGUCUUCUUCUUUCAUCCGCCAUUCUCGGUCUACGUUCCGCUAUUGUCAUAUUCUCUUUACUGUCUACAAUUCGCCCUUCUACAUGCAUUUCUUCUUCAUUUUCUUCUGUUGUAUCCGUAUCUGUAGUGUGUACACUUAUUGCCUCAUAAUCAAUGUUGUUGUUCU
This is a messenger RNA of Papaver somniferum (opium poppy), 2017 nucleotides long. Its product is annotated as cysteine-rich receptor-like protein kinase 25. The transcript is spliced from 6 exons. Lineage: Eukaryota; Viridiplantae; Streptophyta; Magnoliopsida; Ranunculales; Papaveraceae. The record is from RefSeq and is a predicted model, not a curated record. The coding region runs from base 275 to 1054 and encodes 259 amino acids.